Molecule: messenger RNA, 1095 nt
Organism: Nymphaea colorata (pocket water lily)
Lineage: Eukaryota; Viridiplantae; Streptophyta; Magnoliopsida; Nymphaeales; Nymphaeaceae
Product: NADPH-dependent aldehyde reductase-like protein, chloroplastic
Exons: 1
Coding region: 35-889 (284 amino acids)
Molecular function (GO): oxidoreductase activity
Source: RefSeq, a predicted model, not a curated record
AGCCCAUACACUGAGCGCUUUCCCUCCAACCGCCAUGCCGAAUCUUGCCACCGCCGCCCCGACCACCAUUACUGCCAGCGAAGCCACCGCCGGCGACGUUCCGAUACCGUACCUGACGCUCCAGGACAGGGUGGUGAUCGUCACCGGCGCCUCCAGCGGCAUCGGCCGGGGGAUCGCGCUCCACCUCGCCAGCCUCGGCGCCCGCAUCGUCGUCGUCUAUGCCUCUUCUGCUGCCGAGGCGGCCGACGUCGUUUCUACCAUAAACUGCUCCUCGCCGUCACCGGACCUUCCCCAGCCCCGCGCCAUCUCCAUUAGGGCUAACGUCUCCGACGCCGCUGACGUCAAGGCCCUGUUCGACGGGGCGGAGGAGUUCGCCGGAGGCAGCCCGCCGCACGUGCUCGUGAACUCGGCCAGGAUCCUCGACUCGGCGUACCCCCCGAUCUCCGCCAUGUCGGAGGAGGAGUGGGAGCGCGUCUUCGAGACUAACGCCAAGGGAACUUUCUUGUGCUGCCGGGAGGCCGCGAACCGGCUGAGGCGGGGCGGGGGCGGCCGGAUCGUCAACGUAUCGUCGUCGCUCGUGGGCGCCCUGCGCCCCGGGUACGGCGCCUACGUCUCGUCCAAGGCCGCCGUGGAGGCGAUGACGAAGAUCCUAGCGAAGGAGCUCAAGGGGUCGGGGAUCACGGCCAACUGCGUCGCGCCCGGGCCGCUCACCACCGAGAUGUUCCUCAAAGGGAAGUCGCCGGAAUCUGUCGAUCGAGUCGUGUCCGACACGCCGAUGGGACGUCUCGGGACUCCGGAGGACGUCGCGGCUGUCGUCGGAUUCCUCGCCGGAGACUCGGGCCAGUGGGUCAACGGCCAGGUGAUUAGGGUUAACGGCGGCCUCCUAUGACGAAAAAGUCGGAUUUAUCCCCGCCUUGUUUUCCUCUUCGUCUUUGUACCCUUGAGGAUUGCUGUAAUUGACGGAUGGCUCCUUUUCCUUUUUUUAAUUUUUUUCCUUUUUAAUUUUUUUUUUUUUUUGGUGUCAUUGAAUAGCUUUUGAAUUGUAAAAACCGUGUAGUGUUUGUUAAACAAUUCCGCGCGACGUUGUUUAGAACA